Messenger RNA from Liolophura sinensis, 1461 nucleotides. Its product is annotated as centriolar and ciliogenesis-associated protein HYLS1-like. Lineage: Eukaryota; Metazoa; Mollusca; Polyplacophora; Chitonida; Chitonidae. The coding region runs from base 152 to 1156 and encodes 334 amino acids. Gene Ontology annotation, biological process: cilium assembly. Gene Ontology annotation, cellular component: non-motile cilium; centriole. The transcript is spliced from 10 exons. The record is from RefSeq and is a predicted model, not a curated record.
GUGAAUCUGUAGUUACAAAAUGGCGGUAUUUUGAAGCACAGCGAGCAUCCCGUUUAAUUUUGUUCCCUUUUACAAUGCAAGUAGGCUGUUAUUAGAUUAACUGAAGACGUUCAACUCCAAAAACUCUGGUUGAUUGAUGUGAGUUAUCAACAUGGAUGAUGAUUUGGAUUUUACUGAUGAAGAGAUACGUGAAGAACUGUCAAAACUGGGCUAUUAUGAUAUAGCUCCCUCAAGAUUGCAACAAUUUAAAACAGACUUGGAGAGACUUGUAAGAUUUGACCGCAGUAAGAACAGCUCACAGGAGGGCAGCCUCUUAAGUCCAGAACAGUUUCGUGGAGAUGAAAGUUUCAGAUCACAACCCUACAUUCACAAGGAAAGGAUUCCAUUAGAAGGAACAGCUUUUCCUGACAGAAACAGAACUAAAGCUUCUGUGCCCAGCUAUCUUCAUGAUGUACAUGGUAAGGAGAAUCUAUGUUCUGAUCAGGAGGAUGGAGAGAGACUGAUAUCCUACAGUAACAGAGUGGGCGCUCAUGGAGACCCCUCAGGGAGCAGGUUUAUCAAAAUACCACAGAUAAAUGACAAUUUGUCAGAGACGGACUCUGAAAGGAGAUACAUGCGACGGAAAAUAUUAAGGAAAGGUAGUGAUGGAUCAAAGAUAAUAGACGAAUCUGUGACAGAGAGUGAAGUGGGUAGUUUAGCAGAUAUAGAGGAACGGUUAAAAGAGGUUCGGCUGAGUUAUUACACGUUAAACCACCGUGGUGAGAGGACGAGGCCAGCUUCAGCCCCACCUGCCCAGGCCCCAUACAGAUUAGACCCUGAUGACCCCAGGCCAGCCUCCGUUAUUCUAAGGUCAGCUGACCACCCUCAUACCCGUAACCUGAGGAAGUGUGACCCUGUUGCCAGAGGUCAGCAGUUCCGACAGUCAUGGGCAGCCAAUCGUGUACCAGGAGAGAAAGCUCACAAGAGACUACGCUGGAAUGUCCGAGAACAGAUGUUGUGUCGUGACACAAUGGAGUAUAAAAGACCACAAAAGACCUAUGUUCCCAACUCCUAUGUAGUUCCCACAGAGAAGAAACGUUCAGCUCUAAGGUGGCAAGUGCGAAUGGACAUAGCACAAGGAAAUGUCCCAUUGACUGACCUACCAGAGGAUUUCUGAUAAUCAGCAAAGGAGAAUGUUAAACUGUACGAGGGGAGCGAAACUAAAUCAUAGGGAAAGGAAAUGAAAGAAGGGCUCUGGGUGGGUGCAUGUUGGAAGGUCACAUCAUUUGAGUCCACUAACCAAAUCUUCUAUUUAUAAAUAUCUGUAAUUUUUAGAGUUGUACAUAAAGCAAUUUGUGACUCCACAUUUCUUAAUUGUAUUUAUAUGCGUCUUUCUGUGUACAGUUGAUGUGCCUUUAUAUGUAGUUUUGUCUUGUAUAACAUCUUUAUGAUUUCAGUGUACAUAAUAAAAGCCCUGAACAG